Molecule: messenger RNA, 267 nt
Organism: Ilex paraguariensis (yerba mate)
Lineage: Eukaryota; Viridiplantae; Streptophyta; Magnoliopsida; Aquifoliales; Aquifoliaceae
Source: the annotation of a GenBank genome assembly
AUGGCUUUCAGUUCAAUACUUCGUUGGUCCGCUUCACAAGUUCUUCCUCUAGCAAUUGGAGCCGUUGGAAGUCAAAGGUACUACCACCACUGCCCUGUUCUGUUUUCUGCUGUUAAUCACAGCGAUCUUUCUCGCAAGCUCUUUCAAAGUUCAUUUCCAUCGGCACUUAACUACUCUACCAAGUGCCUCAGUAGUUCUGAUGAGUCUCUCAUCCGAGUCAUUGAAUCAAAGAUCAAAUGCGUCGAAGAGUCUAAAGGCCACAAUCAA